AACUAUUGUUCAUUAUAGGAAAAAAAAGAUUACGACACCCGGUCCGCCUGUAUCCCACAAUGCCAGUCGGCAAUUGUGAGUAUAAUGCGCAUGCGCAGGGCAUUCUUUCUUUUUGGACCUAAGUCUCGUCGUAAGAAAUGGCCAAGCGCACCAAGAAGGUGGGUAUAGUGGGGAAGUACGGUACCCGCUACGGGGCUUCUCUCAGGAAGAUGGUGAAGAAGAUCGAGAUAAGCCAGCACGCCAAGUACACCUGCUCUUUCUGCGGAAAGACUAAGAUGAAGAGAGAGGCCGUUGGCAUCUGGAACUGUGGCUCUUGCAUGAAGACUGUAGCUGGAGGUGCUUGGACAUACAACACAACAUCUGCUGUUACCGUGAAGUCUGCAAUUAGAAGACUGAAGGAGCUGAAAGACCAAUGAACAUCUUUUUGAUAAAUUUGUUCAUCGCUCAAUAAAUCUCCCAUGAGGAUUUGUUUGGGUUAAAA
Brienomyrus brachyistius is the source of this 481-nucleotide messenger RNA. RefSeq names its product ribosomal protein L37a (gene rpl37a). Bases 138 to 416 code for a protein of 92 amino acids. The record is from RefSeq and is a predicted model, not a curated record. NCBI's taxonomy places the organism in Eukaryota, Metazoa, Chordata, Actinopteri, Osteoglossiformes, Mormyridae. Gene Ontology annotation, cellular component: ribosome. The transcript is spliced from 4 exons. Gene Ontology annotation, biological process: translation. Gene Ontology annotation, molecular function: structural constituent of ribosome.